AUGAUUAUUCCGAUCCGCUGCUUCUCUUGUGGCAAGGUCACUGGCGACCUGUGGGAGCGGUACCUGCAACUGAUCGCGGACCCCAGGAAAACUGACGGCGACGCUAUGGAUGAGCUCGGCCUCAAGCGCUACUGCUGCCGCCGCAUGAUCAUGACCCACGUCGACCUCAUCGAGAAGCUGCUCAAGUAUACCCCCGACGGCCGAAACGAGAAGAAGCAGCGGUUGAACGAGGUCGCCUAG
This is a messenger RNA of Purpureocillium lilacinum, 240 nucleotides long. Its product is annotated as DNA-directed RNA Polymerase II subunit L. The record is from RefSeq and is a predicted model, not a curated record. Gene Ontology annotation, molecular function: zinc ion binding; DNA binding. NCBI's taxonomy places the organism in Eukaryota, Fungi, Ascomycota, Sordariomycetes, Hypocreales, Ophiocordycipitaceae. Gene Ontology annotation, cellular component: RNA polymerase III complex; RNA polymerase I complex; RNA polymerase II, core complex. Gene Ontology annotation, biological process: transcription by RNA polymerase II; transcription by RNA polymerase I; tRNA transcription by RNA polymerase III.